Molecule: messenger RNA, 2186 nt
Organism: Monopterus albus (swamp eel)
Lineage: Eukaryota; Metazoa; Chordata; Actinopteri; Synbranchiformes; Synbranchidae
Gene: syndig1
Product: synapse differentiation inducing 1
Biological process (GO): synaptic vesicle clustering; positive regulation of synapse assembly
Cellular component (GO): postsynaptic density membrane; synaptic vesicle membrane; intracellular membrane-bounded organelle
Source: RefSeq, a predicted model, not a curated record
ACUCGCGCACAUGCACUCGCACACCUCCUCUGUAUUCAGCGCACAUGCCCCUUCCUCCUCCUCUUCCUCCCUGUAGAAACCCUUCUCACUCAGUGGACUUAUAGCAGUUGAUGCUCUCUCUCUCUCUCUCUCUCCGUCUCCAUCUCUGCAGGAGAAUCAUCCACCGACCAGACGGACACCUGCCUGCACGCCUGCUUCUCUCCACUCUCCUGCUGUUCGUGAAGCUCCGGACCUCCACACCAGGACCUUCUCGGAUCCCUGGGCGGCUCAAGGACGGAGGCGGGGUCGGUGUAAAGCCUGGAUAAAUAGAUGGAUGCAAAGCCUCAUGUCUCACCUUCGGAAGAGCAUUCAGACUGUGAUGCCUGACCUCUGACCCCUCUGAGAGACACGUCUGAGGAGGAGAAGCAACCAGCUGAGCUCUGAGGAUGGAGGGAGGAGGAAAGGAGGACAGACGAGGAGAAGAGGCUGAAACCUCCUCAAAACUGGGGAGAGCCUCACCAAGAGGAGCUGGGGGAGGGGGAGAUGGCUGCAGACAAAAUGGCCUCAUCAACACUCACCUGCUGGGGGAAGAGCCUCGGGACGCGCUGCUGUCAGUGUACUCGGCUCCUCGGUACCAGAGCCACGUGCUGGUGAAUGCCCCCCCCCAGCAGGAGCACAGUGGGGGUCCUCCUCAGCUUCUGAACCCCAGUGCUCUCCUCCCCCACCAGGUGGUGUCGGCCCCUGGCCUCCUCCUGUGCCCAGAGAGCGUCCUGCGGGCAUGGGGGGAGGCUGGGGGAGGCGGCUGCUGCGAGACCACUUUCAUUGAGGGGCUCGGUCCCGACACCGCCUCCUCGGCUGCUGCCGCCUCCACGAGGCAGGUGCUGCUGUUUGCUGACAGGAAGUUCCUGGACCUUUCUGGGGAGGACACCAAGAUUCACACACUAUCCUAUGACAUCGAUGACGAUGAUGAGUUCCAGGAGCUGGAGAGCGACUACUCCAGUGAAUCGGAGAGCUUCCGGCUGAUGCCCCCCAGAGACCACCUGGGCCUCAGCGUCUUCUCCAUGCUCUGCUGCUUCUGGCCGCUCGGCAUCGCCGCUUUCUACCUGUCACACGAGACCAACAAGGCGGUGUCUAAAGGAGACUUCCACCUGGCCAGCUCCAGUUCAAGGCGGGCUCUUUUCCUGGCCGUGUUGUCAAUUACAAUCGGGACAGGUAUCUAUGUGGGCGUGGCUGUGGCGCUCAUAGCCUACCUGUCUAAGAACCACCACUGGUAGCCCUGAUGUCAGUGAGGGAAACUGCCCAUCAGCUCCACCUUCAUCUUCACCUGGAGCCACGCUCUCAUGUUCCAUCCGUCGGCAGAUUGGCCUGUGGUGGCGAGGUUCUGGAGGACCUCCUGUUUUCACGCAGGGCUCUCGAUGGUCUAUUUAAGAGGCGAACCGGGAGGUCUGAUGGACUUAAACCUGAGACCUUUAAAGCAAACAGAUCCCAGGAUUGCAGUGAGGAAUUGAGGGAGUUUUAAGGAGCAACAAAAGAAGCUGCAGCAGUUUGUGCAUCUGUCUCUGAAAGAACAUCUCCAGUGCGAUUGUCUCAGAAUUAUUUCUCAUCAUGUUUGGUAAUGAGGCCACUUACAUCAGGUGAAAUCUAAUUUAAAAAUUAAGAUUAAAUUCCAUGUUCAUGAACUGAACUUGUAACAAAACUAUUUAAAUAUUAACAGACAAAAAUGUCUCACUAUAGUGUAAAUACAGUUUUUCCAUUCUUGAUUAAGUCAGUCAAUCGUUUAGUUAACUGUUUUGAUAAUCACUUUGCUGUUUCAGUCUCUGCUGCUUGUCUUUAUCGAACUUUAUUUACACCUGCACGUCCUCCCACUGCAUGAACCAUCCUCUGACCCUGGCUCAUUCCCUGUGGAUCACUGCGUUAAUAAAGAAAACAAAACGUGACACGUGACCAAACUGGAAAACAUCCUUCCAUCCAUUCAUUCUGUACACCGCUUAUCCUGAAGAGGGUUGGGGGGGGGGCAAUCCCAGCUGGCACUGGGCGAAAGGCAGGGUACACCCUGGACAGGUCGCCAGUCUACUGGAAAACGCAUGCAAGAAAUGAGAAAGGAAAAAAAGAAAAUCACACUGGUUGCGAAGUGUAGCACAACCAGCUGGACCGACUGAUGCUGGACUGCCUGGAUCCUGUUUGUGCAUUAGGACAUAGAGUCUGGG